UAGUGAGUUCAUUCAUCGCGUAGUAGACGGGUGUACGUUAAAUUAAUGGAUUGAAUUCGAUAUUGUUUUUAUUUGCGCAGAAGUGUUUUGAAGGCGACAAUGGUGGUUAAAGGUUUCGUUUAAUUGUUUGUUAACUGCAUUAAGUGAUGCGUUAAGCGGAACUGAAUGUGAAGUUUGGGAUUAUUUUGUGUGUAAAUUGUGAUAGUGAUCACCAUGCCGGGUCUUAUAGGCAUUGGUGAAUUUAUCGAGGAAACUCGAGAGGAUUACAAUUCGCCGACGACUUCCACAUUCGUGUCGCGUAUGCCGCAAUGUCGGCAGACCAUCGGUGCAUUGGAAGAGACCCUGGACUUCGACCGAGAUGGCCUAGCAAAGCUAAAGAAGGCCAUAAAGGCGAUACACAAUUCUGGAAAUGCUCACGUGGACAAUGAGAUGUAUCUCGCCCGGGCGCUGGAACGCCUGGGCGGGAACGCUCUCAGUAAAGACUCGGAGCCCGACAUUGGAGCUGCAUUCUUCAAGUUCGCUGUGGUCACUAAGGAGUUGUCCGCCCUUAUGAAAACGCUGAUGCAAAAUAUAAAUAACAUAGUAAUGUUCCCGGUGGACAGUCUUCUAAAGGGUGACCUCCGAGGUGUCAAAGGCGACCUAAAGAGGCCAUUCGACAAAGCAUCCAAAGACUACGAGUCCAAGUACCUGAAGAUUGAGAAAGAGAAGAAAUCGCAGGCGAAGGAAGCUGGUCUCAUCCGCAGCGAGGUCACUCCCGCGGAGAUAGCAGACGAGAUGGAAAAAGAAAGGAGGCUGUUUCAGUUGCAGAUGUGCGAGUACCUGAUAAAGUUCAACGAGAUAAAGACAAAGAAGGGCAUAGAGUUACUACAGCACUUGGUAGAAUAUUACCAUGCGCAGACGAACUAUUUCCAAGAUGGACUGAAGACGAUAGAGCAUUUUGGAGUGUAUGUGGCGGAUUUGAGUGUACAGCUUCAGAAGAUUCGGCAGCAGCAGGACGACGAGAGGAAGAGGUUGUUGGAGUUGCGGAACAUGCUGCGGGCAGCUGCUCCGCAAGACAGGGAGGUAGCGUCAUCGUUAGGCGGUUACUCGCUGCACCAACUCCAAGGCGACAAGCAACAUGGCGUCACGAGAAGCGGCUAUUUGCUCAAAAAAUCCGAAGGGAAAGUCCGAAGGGUGUGGCAGAAACGGCGUUGCCGAGUCACAGCCGAGGGUUACCUGGACAUAUUCCACGCGGACGAAAACAAACCGCCCGCGAGGGUCAAUCUUCUUACGUGCCAAAUCAAAGUCGCCGCUGAUGAUAAGCGGGCGUUUGAUCUAGUCUCAUAUAACCGUACUUACCACUUUCAAGCCGAGGACGACAGCGAGCAACGAGCGUGGGCGUCAGUUCUAGUCAACUGCAAGGAGGGCGCUUUGAUGAGGGCCUUCCACCAGCAAGCGGGGGAAAGCAACGACUCGGGGCAUUCGUUGUUGGACCUACAGCGGUCCAUUAUAAGGGCUGUGAGGGCUAUGCCGGGUAACCAAGUGUGUGCUGACUGCGGGUCUACCAAUGAUCCCACAUGGCUAUCAACAAACUUCGGCGUAAUAGUCUGUAUAGAGUGUUCAGGAAGUCACCGGGAGCUUGGUGUGCAUAUAUCCCGGAUCCAGUCCCUUACGCUCGACCGGCUCAGUACGUCGCAGUUGCUCAUCGCGAGGCAUAUGGGCAACCAGAUGUUUAACGAAAUUAUGGAGAAUAUGCUGGAUGAGAGGGACAAGUUGACGCCAGAAAGCUCAAUGGAAGAACGGCUAAGGUUUAUCCGAGAAAAAUACGUAUACAGAGCGUGGGCCGCGCAAACGUGUAGAGAUGCGGCAGAAAAACUAUCCGAAGUUGAACAUGCAGUCAACAACGGGCACUUACAAAAUCUGCUGCAAGCGUACGCCGAAGGCGCGGACUUGGCUGCGACACUACCAUGCUCAGACUGCGGCGAGACGGCGUUACACCUAGCAAUCUCCCGAGAACUAGGCGACGGUUCCUUCCUCCACAUCGUUGAUUUUCUAGUCCAAAACGGAGGCGCCCAACUCUUAGACAAAACCACAUCUUCGGGCAUGACCGCGUUACAUUUAUGUGCGGCGACGGAUCGGACGGAGCCUAUGAAGUUGUUGUUGAAGGCGGGCGCUGAUGUUAGCAUUAAAGAUGGGAGUGGGAGGACGGCUUUGUUCAUUGCGAGGACGCUUGGACAUCACGCGUGUCAGGAGUUGCUGGAAAAUGUGGACAAAAGGGAGAAGAGUAUGUUUGAGAACAUCAACAUCGAUUGGAAUUUGUCACAUGACGAUGGCUCGACAGACUUCUCUGAUGACGAUACCGUCAUCGAUGAAAGGCAAAACGGCAGUGUAACUCCUGAAAAGAAAUGCCCGCGCUCACGACCGCCCUCAUACGCCGGCGCGGGCGAGCGCGAGCGCUCGGGCGGCGACUCCCCCGUGCUGCGCUCGCGCUCCUCCACCUGCGACUCGCUGCACCACCCGCCCACGCCCACCCCCGGCACGCUGCCUAGGAAGCCUAACGUCUACAAUAUCGGCAGCCUGAAGAAGCGCGCGGCGCCGCUGCCGCCCGCCGUGGCGUUGCAGCACCCGCCGCCGCACCCGCGCUCCACGCCCUCCCCGUCGGCGGACAGCACGCGCUCCUUACACUUAUCCCACGGCGCCACGAAGCCGCGUCCGGCGCAGCCGCCGCCGACGCCGCCACCGGGCUCGUUGCUCAACGGCGCGCACCGCGACGAGCCCACGCCGCCGCCGAGGAAGAAGAAAAAUAGAUUGCACCUGGAUAAGGCGAAAGCGAAACUGAGAAGGGAAUGUUCUAGUCAAGACUCAUCACUGGAGCUGUGCGAUAUAUCGGACGGAUUAGACGACAGCCGGCUUGGCGCGUUGUCGUGCGACAGCACAAGGUCGCGCGAACGCGGUCGACGGAGCGACAGCCGGUCAUUGGACGUUUCUGAUACCUCUAGCGUGCAUUCGAGGUCGCCAUCUACUUCUAUUACCAUGAUGGGUGUGGGCAUGCGCCGUUGCCGCGCGCUGUACGACUGCUCGGCCGACAACGAGGACGAGCUCUCCUUCCGCGAGGGCGAGGUCAUCGUGGUCAUCAACGAGCGCACCGAGGACGACAACUGGAUGGAGGGCCAGGUCGAGGGCACCGCCCGCCGCGGCAUGUUCCCCGUCUCCUUCGUACACAUGCUGCCCGACUAGGCGGGAACGAGACGAAUCUAGGUUUCGUAGUCGCUACCAGCUGUAGCUGUUCCUUUUAACACGCCCAGUGCAAUCUAAAAUGCUUAGCUCGAUUUGAAAGCUCAUUCGAAUGUGUACCUUAUUAAUCAAGGAUAAGGUAUACAGUCGCGUUUUCAAACGAUGGACGAUAUUGUCAGUUGAGAUGUAUAUGUAUAUAAUUAUUUCUAUAUGUAUACCGAGCGUAAUCAUACUUUAUUUAUGGGUUUUUUUUGUGCAAUGAUGUGCUUGAAAAUUAAAAUGAAACUAAAAACAAUUUCAAGUAACGUGCAUAACUUAUUCAUAUUAUGUAAAUAAUUUUAUAUAAAUAUUCAACAACCAAAGAAUAUUUCACAAUUUUCUCGCUACGAAAUGCAUGCAAUACACAUUUUUCAGCUUAAAUAGCAUUGGCCGUGUUAAAUGUGGAUAUAUUAUUAUUGUGUUCCUUAUGUUUUUAAUAAGAAUAGCACUGAGAAAGGUCGAUGCAAUGUCUUGUAAACUUUUCGUGUCAUACAAAAUUGGUUGUAUUAAUGUUCUGUGUUCAAUAAAGUGGGUAAAUUACACUAUACGAUAAACCGGGACCCGGUGUAAGGGCCAUUCCGCACUAACGUCUUUUGAGCGUCAGCGUUAUAGAAAAUUGCGUCGCUGCUUGGUUGCACCAACGUUGCGUCGAGCCAUAGAGUCGACUAGUCACCGACGCUCGGAAGACGCUAGUGUGGGGUAGCCCUAAAGGGACCCAAAGGCCUUUCCAAGCAGGCUUUCAGGUCCGGUUUAUAAGAUACUGCCAUCGUACAGUCGACGUCAAAAAUAUGUUUACACUUUUGCACCUUACUCCUCUGUAAUAAGGCGAAAAGUGUAAACAUAUCUUUGACGUCGACUGUACAUCGUGUAGGGUAAUAAUCUUGUAAUUUUGAAAUCAUACGUGACUGUACAUUUUUAAAGUGUUCAGGAGUGAAUUAAAAUUUAUUGAUAAAUAUUGUCUGAACGUAAUUUUCUUAUAAUUCAGGCAGUUUGACCUGUCUGUAUCAUCUUUAUGUGUGUGUUACACGCUCUGUAAGACUGUAAGCGUAUGCUUUUUUUUCAUUCGCGUAGGCAAGCCCUAUCUUUGUCAUUUCGUAUUGAGACUUUAGCAUAUAAAAAGUAAAUCAUGACAUCGAUCAUUUCAUUACAUUUACGACGGUGAAGUCGUUAAAAUUAUUAAACCCCAUUUUCGGCCCCAUCGUGAUUGAAUUUAAUAAAAAUUCUUCCUCAUUGAAGCUCUAUAACGUUUGAAAAUAUAUAUUGCAUAUUUGAAGGUCCUAAUUUCAAGGGAUUAGGCUGUGAGUUGUCUGUUAAUAUCUAGGUAACGGGUGAUAAAUAGGUUUCUCUUAUUUACCGGGGCCAUAAUUUGUCUAACUAAGUACCUACGAAAUAUAAAAGUUUAGGGCUAGCCGUUGUGAAUGAGAGUAUCUCACAUAUUAAACUAUGGUCUGCAAAGUUGGCCUAACGCUAUUCAUUUCCAACUCUAUGAGCUUAUUUUAAGUCUAGCAUGUUUUCAUACUCUGAUCGUAUUUGAUAUACACACUGUUAAAAUAGUUUCGAAGAUAAUUCAACUGUUAAAUCCUGUAGCGCACAGUAACUUACAGUUAGAAUGAUUUUAUAACUUAUUAUAACACAAUAAGAUAUACAAUUGCAUGAGUUUUAAAUCGUUGUUACUGGAUACUAGCGCAGCAGUGUUAUCAAGGCCAGUGCUCAGAUAAACUCGGCACACCAAUUUAUAAUUAAUGUGAUAUGUCACUCAAUACCAUUUAUAUAGUUAUUGUUUUUAUACAGGAAUUUUAAUACUCAUACAUUUGAACCAUUCCAAUUUUCAUAAUUCGUGAAAUUAGUGCGUUAAGUUUUAAAAUUGCCUAAAUUUAAAUUGUCGCGAAGCCGUUACGUAGCUUUAUAUUGCUCUGAUGACGACAUCAAGGACCUAUUCAUAUAAAGAUUACUAUAGUCUGGCCUGACGUAAUAACAAUUUUACAGUACAUCUGUGCUACAUUACGACAUCAGGUGCUAUAAUAAGCACAUUACGUAACUACGUCGGAAAUUUAAAGGGCCAUAAGUACUGUAACGUUGUACGAUACACGUGCGAAUAGGUAACUCGCAACUCGUGUCGAUUUAAAACACUCCCUUCGGUCGUGUUUUGUCGGUAGUAUUUUUCGCACUUGUAUCGUAAAUAACUAUUAAGGGGUAGUGUUAAAAAUCAUCUAUCUCUGCCGUAUACCAGGAAAAAUGGCAGGAUUAUUUAAGGUUAAUGAUUUUAUAUGAAACAGGUCCAAGUAGAUACUGAAAGUUUGCCAGUAGCUAGUCCGUCCCUUCGCGGCUUUGUUCACUUCCGAAACUUGAGUUUCGCGAGGGUUUUUGAUAGAUUUUUUUCAAUUUUCCACUUUGGAAUUGUAAAAAUAAAUGACUUAUAUAGCUUAACUUCUUUUGUCAUACAUUUUUCGACGUUUAAAUAGCUUGUUCGAGAUGUUAUUGAAUAACUAAAAUUAGUAACUAUUGAACCAAUAUAUAUUAAGAAUUAGUAAAGCCUAGGAUGUGAGACUUCAGCAGUUACAAGGCAAUAAAUUAAAGCACCAGGAAAAAUUCAAGUCAAUGAAAGUUCUUUAGAAUUAGUAAUAAAAUUUUACUAUAUAUGUGUAGUGAGUAACUUAAGCUUCCUGUCUCGAAGUCAACAUAACACAAUUACAAUACGAAACUAUAGUGUGUUCGAUAUAAUUCAGAUAGAGAUUUGCCAAAAACUAUGUGAUGAGUAGUGGAGAAUGAUAUCAGUUACAAACUUCGGACCAGUGACUGUUUGUUAUCUAGUUUGUUCUUGUAGAAUAUUGAGGUGUCUUAGAUUGUUGGUGCAUGAUGUCUACAUUGUUGUGUAUGGUGAGAGAGAUUUCAGUCGCUUUAAUGCUUACAAAUAAUAGGAUAAUAUAAACCCCGCAAGUGCGACAAAAUUACAUUUGACGACCAUUUGAUACGUUACGAGCGCUUUCUCUGUUCGUAAGUAAAAUACUUGUAGAUUUAUGAAAAUAUGAAUUUACGAAUUUGUUUGCAAUUUAAUACGAUUGUUAUACUUACUGACUGCGCUAGUGCGCAAUACCCGUAACUGCAUUAAGUAUAAAACGAAUUUGAAUUUAAACCAUAAUGUCGGGCAAUACAGUACACAAUCGAACUAGUUUUCAUGUGCAGUUACGGUUAUGAAUAGCGGGGUAGUCGAUUUCAAAUGAAUAUUCGGAGUAGUUUUUUUUUUCACGUUUUCUUGCGGCUUGGCAAAUUAUGAUCAGCAAGACCAGCGGCCGUAGCACGGUCGCAUUUUUAUAACCUGUCACCAAUGCCUGUCACGUUCUAACAAGUAUGUAACUGCGAAAGUGACAGGCGAUAAAAAUGGAACCAUGAAGAUUCGAAGCAACGUAACUAGAUUGUACUUUGAUCUCUCUCAAUAUACAUAACUAAACUUGUUGUAACUGUUAAAUUUUAACGAUUUCCACGUUUUCAAAUAUAUGAUAUAAUUAUCGAGAUACAGAUCUAUUUCAAUAUUCUUAGCAAUAGUUGUAGGCGCUAUAUUAUGAAGGAACAAAACCUGUUAUGCAGAAAUAUAGUAUCGACACAUUCCCUAAACUGCUUAUGAUGGUCGUUUAGGUUUACAAACAAUGUUCUGUCAUCUCUUUCGCACUUAACCAUUUGCGAGAGAGAGAGAGAUAGAGAGAUAAAUUGUUAGUCUAUAUCGACCAUCAUAGGUUUUCUUGUAACUACUUAGUUUUUUUGUAUAUUGGGUUCAUUUACUCGCAUAGAUGUUAAGGAUUGCAGAUUGUAUAGAGUUACCCACAUUACCGCAUGCGGUGCCAUACAUUAGUAUUAUUUAAACAGUUAAAAUGUGUAUUUUGUUAAGGUAAUAAACUGAUAUAAUUAUAUGUUUGCCUGUGAGCUUUGAGCUAGAAAUGUUGUUUCUCCAUUUGAUAACUUUUCGUUCCAAAGUGCGCUGUUUUUUCUUACGGUAGAUGUCGCUACUCUCAUUAUAGAGGCGUGUUACUUGAUGGAUCAAGCAAGCUUCAAUAGCUCCGUUGGUUUGAUCGAUUGGGUCAGUGUUCCAAAAGGUCACGGGUUCAAGUUUCGCUCUAGGUGUUUUUUUUUUUUUUUCAUUUUAAAAUAGAUUAAAAAUGUAUCAAUCGUUGCAAGCGGAGAAACAACACUUGGAUUUGAGAUUGGAUCGCCCAGGUUGAAUUUGCCAUGCUUGUAUUACAGCCUUCUUGGCGUUUAUCACGUAUACUCUUCUUAUUCGCAUUCAGCUAAUUCGAUUAGUUUUACGAUAGACAAUUCCACAUUUUUAAGGUGAGAUGGGCAGAAUCCGUAUCGAAUCCGAAGUCGAAUUCGAUUUUAUAUGCAGUCAACAUAGGGAUGAGUAACUAUAUCUUUACCCAUCUCAUCUUAAUUGUUAAAAAUGCUUAUCUGUAUGCCAUACGAUCAGUUAAUUUUUCGCGCUCGCCACGCUGAUGAGGCUCCGCACUCCGGUCCGGUGUGUGAGCAUGACAGUGCUAUGCACGUACAUACCGGUGUUCCGCUCGCACACCGGAGCGUUCCGGACAGUUUUAGGUUACCUAAAAACUAAAAUAUCGGGCGCGGGAGAUUGAUUGUCGGGCAUCCAUACAAAAUUAAGUAAACAGGUGUAUGUUUGGUUGGAAAUAGAGUAUAUAAUAUAUAAUUAAUUAUGUAUGAGUGAAAAUCUAAUGCAAAUAGAUAUAGUAACGGUGUAUAUAGAUCUUAGUAUAGAACGUACGAACAUAGGCGUCUGUAGAAUAAAUCCAUAAUUUAUUGUAAACUAGAUAUGUUAGAAAAGUGCUGACUUUGUCUUGCGUUAUGUACUUUUCUAUAGGUAGCUCAUAUGAUAUAAAUGAUAUUUAUUUAUAUAUUGUGAAAAUCUAAUUGUGAUGAAAUAUUUUAAUGCCAUUUUUAGCCUGUCAGUAUGUUACUUAUUGAAAAGUUAUUUAACCAAAUGAUGCUAGUAGUGUAAGAUGUUUUAUUCUUUAUUGUAGUAUAUUAACGGAGUUGUAGCUGAAUAGUUUUUUCUAUUGUGUAUUACGUGAAUGACAAUCUGUAUGAAUUUAUUAAUACAUCACUUCGAUGUCUACAA
Molecule: messenger RNA, 8374 nt
Organism: Cydia splendana
Lineage: Eukaryota; Metazoa; Arthropoda; Insecta; Lepidoptera; Tortricidae
Gene: Asap
Product: arfGAP with SH3 domain, ANK repeat and PH domain-containing protein
Exons: 17
Coding region: 214-3216 (1000 amino acids)
Biological process (GO): regulation of DNA-templated transcription; positive regulation of GTPase activity
Cellular component (GO): cytoplasm
Molecular function (GO): sequence-specific DNA binding; protein binding; GTPase activator activity
Source: RefSeq, a predicted model, not a curated record